This is a messenger RNA of Morone saxatilis (striped sea-bass), 11712 nucleotides long. Its product is annotated as E3 ubiquitin-protein ligase HECW1. The record is from RefSeq and is a predicted model, not a curated record. Lineage: Eukaryota; Metazoa; Chordata; Actinopteri; Moronidae. The transcript is spliced from 30 exons. Gene Ontology annotation, molecular function: ubiquitin-protein transferase activity; protein binding. The coding region runs from base 1 to 5070 and encodes 1689 amino acids. Gene Ontology annotation, biological process: regulation of dendrite morphogenesis.
AUGCUGAUGCAGCUCUGUAGUAUCAAGAACUUGUACCAGAAUCGGUUCCUAGGCCUGGCGGCCAUGGCCUCCCCGACCCGCAGCAGCCAGACCCGCCAGCGCUGUAAGGAUGCGGUUCGCCACAGCUAUGGCCCGGACAGCUACGCUGUCAAUGGUCUAAACCAGGAGGCCUUUAUGCUGGGGCUGUCACGGUCCACCAGUGACACUGAUCUGGUCUCCCCAGACGCUCGCUCCACCCUCACCAUCAGCUCCUCCCACUACAGCAUAGGCCAGUCUGAAGACCUGGUGAUCACAUGGGACAUCAAGGAGGAAGUGGAUGCUGGAGACUGGAUCGGAAUGUAUCUUGUUGAUGAGGCUUUGUCAGAGAACUUUCUGGACUAUAAGAACCGAGGCAUCAACGGAUCUCACAAAGGACAGAUCGUUUGGAAAAUUGACUCCAGCUCCCACUUCAGUGUCUUGGAAACCCAGGUCUGCUUCAGGUACUACCACGGUGUCACCGGAGCACUGAGGGCAACCACACCCAGCGUGACCAUCAAGAAAGGCUCUGCUCCUGUUUUGACCACUGUUAGCACUAUGGAGUCUGGACACCCUCUUGAUAACAGGAGGGCAAACAUUUUUGUGUGCUUUUGUCCCCCUCUCUCAGACCUCCAAGCAGUUGGUUUGAAGAAGGGUAUGUUUUUCAAUCCUGACCCCUACCUGAAGCUCUCCAUCCAGCCUGGAAAGCACAGCAUCUUCCCCUCGCUGCCACACCACGGCCAGGAGAAACGCUCCAGAGUGGUCUGCAACACGGUCAACCCACAAUGGAGCACAGAGAGGUUUAACUUUGUGUCUCUGCCCACCGACGUCCUUGAGAUCGAGGUGAAGGAUAAGUUUGCCAAGAGUCGGCCAAUCAUCAAGCGCUUCCUGGGGAAGCUCUCCGUCCCAGUCCAAAGGCUGCUGGAAAAACAUGCCAUCGGUGAUCGAGUAGUGAGUUACUCGCUGGGUCGCAGGUUGCCGACAGAUCACGUCUGCGGCCAGCUGCAGUUCCGCUUUGAGCUGACCUCUUCCAUUCACCCAGAUGAUGAGGAGGUCUCUUUGGUUAUAGAGGCAGCCUGUCCUGAGGGGGAAAAUGCAGCAAAUGGCAACCACGCUGCUGAUGCGCCUGAUGAUGCGCCUGAUGAUGCGCCUGAUGAUGCACCUGAUGAUGACACACUAAGCGUGGGACCGGACAUGCCUGACCUACCCCUGGAUGCCCCCCCUGACCCCGAGACCUCUGCGCUACCGGCCUCCAUGGCGGAAGCCUCCAUGGCGGAAGCCUCCACGGUGGAAGGCCCCGCCCUGGAGGAGGUCCAACCUGCAGAGAAGGAGGAGGCUGAGGCAACGCCAGAGGCAGAUCAAGGAACUGUGGUGGAGGAGGAGAGCACAGUGAGGGAGGAGCCCCCGUCGACAGAGCCCCGGGUGGAGCAGGAGGAGGCUGAACAGCAGGAGGGGAACAGUGGAACGGAGGGAGAGGAGGGAGGAAGGGAGGAGAGGCAGCAGGUGGAAGAAGAGGAGGAGCAGAGAGCAGAGUGUGCACCACAAGCUGAGGAGGAGGUGACAGUAGAAGAAAAUGAGAUUGGGGAGGAAACGCAGCCAAAGCCAGACUCUGACAAUCCUGUAUCAGCAAACAACGAGGUUGCUACUGUGGAGGCCCCCACGGAGGGAAACAUCACAUCCCAGGAGGCCCCUGUAGAGCCACCCGUGGGGGCCCCACAGGAGGUGACAGAGGGAGGAGAAAGAAGUUGCGUCCCCUGCACCUGCCAAUCAAUCUUCUCAAACUACAACUCCCACGCCCCCUUACGCCGCAAAAACCGCCCCUGCUCCCUUCCGGUGUCAGAGCUGGAAACAGUGAUCGCUUCGGCCUGCGGUGAACCGGAGACACCCCGAUCCCACUACAUCCGGAUCCACCACCUCCUCCACAGCCUGCCAUCGGCCCAACACAGAGCUCCCAGCCAGGAGGACGAGGAGGAGACUGGGGAGGGAGAGAACACAACUAUCACUCAAGAUACCACAUCCACAUCACCAACACUUAAAACCUCCAAAGAGGAGGAGGGCCAAGAGGAUGAGGAAGAGGAGGAUACAACCCAGUCUCCCUCUCAGGUCCCAGAGUGUCCAGGCCCCUGCUGCCGUCGCUCCCUACCCCGCAGCCUCUCUAUUGAACGCCUCUCGGAACUGAACCAGCUCCUGGAAGGUGAGGGAGUAGGAGGAGGACACUCAGUCAGGAGGAUCUCCCCCUCCUGCCUGGAGAGCGAGGAGGGGGAUUCCAGUAAUGGAGGAGGUAGGAGACUUGGCGGGAGCACUCACAGGCCUCCAGGUGAGAACGAGUGCGAGUUUUGCGACACCUCCUGCUACAGCACCUCCUGCUACAGCACUUCCUGCUACAGCACGUCAUGCUACAGCAACUCGGGCUACGAAGGGAGGAACCGCUUCUGCAGCCACACCCGCCUCUCCUCGGUGGACAGCAACAGACUCUCCGGCAGCACAGUGUUCUCCUCGCAGGAUGAAGAAGAAGAUGAGGAGAGCGCCUUUGAGUCGGUACCUGAUUCCGGCCAGACCCCGGAGGGCCAGGAGGUGGGCGGGGCAGGAGGAGAGAGAAGGACGGGGAGGUGGAAGGAAGCCAGGAGAGGAGAGCACGGGGAGCCGGCUGUAGCGGGGCCCAGCGAUAGGAACAGCUUCGGCUCAGACUUCUCCCCUCCUGUUGGCCAUCUUCCAGUCCUGCGACCCAGCCAUGACCUAAACCAUUUUCCUGCUGCCACUGACCAAGCCUUACCUCCAAACUGGGAAGCUCGUAUUGACAGCCACGGCAGAGUCUUCUAUGUGGACCAUGUCAACCGGACCACAACCUGGCAGAGGCCGAGCCACAGCGGGAAGUGUAACCACGGGAUCCCCCGCUCAGGAUCCACCCAGCAGAUGGAACAACUCAACAGGAGGUACCAGAACAUCCAGAGGACCAUGGCCACAGAGGAGGAUGGUGGGAGUCAGAGGUUAGAGCGGAGUGGCAGUACAGAGACUGAUUCGGAUGCUCCACAGACAGGCCCCGCCUCCCCUGUCAAUCACCAGAAGAUCAGCCAUCUCCUCCAAUCACCUGCUGUCAAGUUCAUCACACACCCAGAAUUCUUCACAGUGUUGCACAGUAACUAUGCCGCCUACCGGAUGUUCACUAGCAGCAGCUGCGUGAAACACAUGAUCCUGAAGGUGCGUCGCGAUGCCAGGAACUUUGAGCGCUACCAACAUAACCGGGACCUGGUGGUUUUCCUCAACAAGUUUGCAGACACUCAGCUGGAGCUGCCACGAGGCUGGGAGAUCAAGACUGACCCCCAGGGCAAGUCUUUCUUUGUGGACCACAACAGUCGAGCCACCACCUUCAUUGACCCUCGCAUUCCUCUGCAGAACGGCCGGCUGCCCGGCCACCUUGCCCACAGGCAACAUCUGCAGAGACUACGCAGCUACAGCGCUGGGGAGGCCUCUGAUGUGUCCAGGAGUCGUGGAGCCUCUCUGAUGGCCCGGCCUGGAAACAGCCUGGUAGCCGCCAUACGAAGCCAGCAUCAUGCUGCUGACUCACAACAGCUGACCGCCCCGUCUUACAAUGACAAGAUAGUGGCGUUCCUUCGACAGCCCAACAUAUUUGACAUGUUGCAGGAGCGACAGCCCAGCCUAAGCAGAAACCACGCACUGAGGGAGAAAAUCCAUUACAUUCGGACCGAAGGGACUCAGGGGGUGGAGAAGCUGUCGUGUGAUGCAGACCUAGUCAUCCUGUUAAGUUUAUAUGAAGAGGAAAUCAUGUCGUAUGUCCCGCCCCACCCCAUCCACCCCGGCUUCAGCUUCUCUCCCCGCUGCUCCCCCGCCUCCUCACCACAGAACUCUCCUGGCCUGCAGAGGGCCAGGGCUCCAGCUCCUUACCGCAGAGACUUUGAAGCCAAACUAAGAAACUUCUACAGGAAGUUAGAAGCCAAGGGGUAUGGCCAGGGACCAGGCAAGAUCAAGUUGCUGAUCAGGAGAGAACACUUGCUGGAGGGAACCUUUAACCAGGUGAUGGCAUACUCGCGCAAAGAGCUGCAGAGGAACAAACUCUACGUCACUUUCCUAGGAGAGGAGGGAUUGGACUACAGUGGUCCGUCCAGAGAGUUCUUCUUCCUCUUGUCUCAGGAGUUGUUCAAUCCAUACUAUGGUCUGUUUGAAUACUCGGCUAACGAUACAUACACCGUUCAAAUCAGCCCCAUGUCGGCGUUUGUUGAGAACCAUCUGGAAUGGUUCCGUUUCAGUGGUCGUAUCCUGGGUCUGGCUCUAAUCCAUCAGUACCUGCUGGAUGCUUUCUUCACUAGACCGUUCUACAAGGCCCUGCUCCGACAGCCGACAGACCUGUCUGAUCUGGAGUAUCUGGACGAGGAGUUCCACCAGUCUCUGCAGUGGAUGAAAGACAACGACAUCACUGACAUCCUGGACCUCACCUUCACCGUCAAUGAGGAGGUCUUCGGCCAGGUGACGGAGCGGGAGCUGAAGUCAGGCGGCUCCCACCUCCAGGUGACUGAGAAGAACAAGAAGGAUUAUAUAGAGCGAAUGGCCAAGUGGAGGGUGGAGAGAGGAGUGGUGCAGCAGACAGAGGCGCUGGUCAGAGGCUUCUACGAGGUGGUAGACUCCAGGCUGGUGUCCGUGUUCGACGCACGGGAGCUAGAGCUGGUUAUCGCCGGUACGGUAGAGAUCGACCUCAGCGACUGGAGGAGCAACACGGAGUACAGAGGAGGUUACCAUGAUGGUCACAUAGUGAUGCGGUGGUUCUGGGCCGCCGUGGAGCGCUUCAACAAUGAGCAGCGUCUCCGCCUGCUGCAGUUUGUCACCGGGACAUCCAGCGUGCCCUACGAAGGCUUUGCCGCGCUGCGGGGAUCCAACGGCCUACGCCGCUUCUGCAUCGAGAAGUGGGGCAAAGUCACAUCACUACCCAGGGCUCAUACCUGUUUUAACCGUCUGGACCUGCCACCGUACCCCUCAUACACCAUGCUGUAUGAGAAACUGUUGAUCGCGGUGGAGGAAACCAGCACAUUUGGCCUGGAGUGAGACAGACAAGACAGACAAAUCCACACCGCAUCCCUUUCUGUGUAACACUGGCUGGGAUACAAUGCGAAAAACAAGCAGCAAUUGUGGGCUCAAUACGUCGUAAAGAUACCUGGAUUGUACUCGACAAAGUUUUUGGUCAUAUGGAUAUAUGUACGUCACUGUUAUGGUACUUUGUGUUAGAGUCUCUCACUUAGCUAUGAGGAUCUUUAUGACAGCACCACGGCAGGACUACGGUUAUUUUUAUAUUAAUCACUGAGACUGGAGAAUAUGGAACACAGCAGCAGCGUUUUAUAAAAAUAUUUCUAUAUAUAUGCAUACAAAUGGUAUGUAAAAAUGGAAUCAAGAUAAUUUAAAGUUGCAUAUAGCAAAAUGCUUCAUCCAUCCAAUGAUUAAAAUACUUACAGUAACAGAAAAAGCUAACAAAAACUAUCAGCAACAAGUAAAGUAAAACGAUAGCUACACAAUAGCACCCAAAACAAGAACUUUACAUAAAAUUUAAGACACUAUUAUGACAUCUAAAUACUUGUUGAUACCGGGUUGAAAUGUUGACUCACAGAAAAGAUUUAAGUGAUAAAGUAGUAAAUGACAAAAACUGCAUAUACUGCAAAAACAGAGAGAAACAAAUCAUGCAACAGUGCACACACAAACAUGACAAAGCUUAACAUUUCCCAUUUAUCACACAUCGAAUGAAAUUGUUGUCUACACAAGAAAAAAAAUAAGACAUUCGAUUAAACAUGACAGAUUCGGACGUAUACAUUUGUGCAUCUUUUCUGUGAAUUCAAUCUCAAUGCUAAUGACGUGUGCAAAUUCUGGCACACAAAUUCUCAGGUGGUUUGCUGCUCUUAUAAAUUCUGAUAAAUAUGUAAUCUAUGUGGCUUUAAAGAAGCAGUUCGAAGUAUAAUGCAGAUUUUAAAAAAGCUCAUCAGAUGGAUGCAAAAGUCUGGUAGCCCUGAUGCCAAAGGAACAAUCGUGUGAUUUUUAAUCUGGAGAGCCUACAAGGAUCAUUAUGUAUUUGAUCUGGACUGUGGUGGGCCAGUAAGAAUCUACCUGAGGAUCUGAGACUGGGAUCUGGUACAUAAAGAAUAAAUGAAAUGCGAUGUAGCUUGGUGCCAGACACCAGCCAUUUCAAGGCCUGAAGGGGGAACAGUAGAACCCUGAAAUCCAAUCUAAAAUAUAACUAAUAUAAAGAAUUAUAUGGAUCUUGUGUGUCAGUCAGAGCUGUAGCUGCAACACAUUGGCGAUUUUGAGAAGAGACAUAAAUAUGCAGCGCAGCAGAAGUCUAAGCUACAGGAGAGGGCUGAUUAACGAUUGAUUACUUUGUCAAGACCACUUAGCAUCUGUGUGAGUCAAAUAAAUCAUGGCAAAUGAUGGUAAUUAAGGAAUCCUGCAUGUUGCAAGGUGAUUAAGAAAGGAGGGUAGGCUAUCGGUAUCACUGUGUUUUAAUGACAGAAACAGCAGCUAGAUGUGAAGGCAAAGAAUAUAUUUGCAGACAAUUUAUUGAGAAGACUGCACGUUGAUAAGAAAUUAGAGCCCAAAUCUGACCCCUUGAACAACUGGUGAUGGUUUUGAUAUGGUGACUAAAAUGCUCUUCUGGGAAAACAGGAGAUGGACCACUGAAGGUAUACGCCACUGUAAGUAAUAGUUAAGCCAUCCAUGCACAUUCUCUUGUUAUGCUCUCAGUUAACUAUAGCAAUGAAGUUUCUUUUUCAAGCAAUGUCAAUAAUUUGAAAGCCAAUACAAUCUUCAACAGGCUCCACAGCAAUGAGCAGAGACAUGAGAGAAGUGCUAAAGGUCCUUCAUGAAUUAGAGAAUUUGCUUGGAAAUAGAAGUGGUCUGGCAUACUGAAACUGGAUACAGUAAUAUAGGAAUACUUCAUAAACAACUUUGGUCUGAUUCAGAUGCAGUACACUGACAGCAAAUCCAGGUAAAGGGUGUAAUAUGAAAAAUAGGAGGGUCUGAUGGGUAGUUACAGAAUCAACAAUUUCUACAAUACUUUAUCCAUGUCUGACACUCAACAAUUAUUGGUAUGGUCCGGGAAGGCUGAGAUCUGGACAGCUUCCCAUUCUUUAGCUCAGUCCAAAGUGACGACAGCAGCUCGGAACAGACCUUUGACGUUCUCCUCUGAAUGGACAGCAAUGUUACUAACUCCAGCAGUCUCUCUCCAGCUUUCUUGCUCUGCGAUGCUUUCAAAAGCGGAGAGGAUGAUGUCACAUCUCCACUAUCAAAGUAGCCAUUAAUUCCUUCACAAGGGCUUCUGGGAUCCCCUCUGUGGAGACUGAUUGUGAUCAUGUUGACCAAGCAAACUGGUAGUUCUUGAUUCCUUGACAACAAAGAAUGCGCAUGUGGACAUUGUGUUUCCUGCUGGCCCCGUUGGCCAGAGUGGUGCUUCACCUCUCAGCAUCUCUGGUCCUGCUGUUUGAAUGGUAGCUGCUUGUAGUCUUAUUCAAGACUACCACUGAUGAACUUCUUCUCUGUGACUGCGUACCAUCACCAUGGUGUUGCUCUUUGCACGGAGCAGGUACUCCAGUAUCUGAACCUUUACCAUCUCAAACAACAUGACUGAAGCAAAGCAUGUAGGGCUCCAAUGGCCUGGGAUCGUUGCAUCGGCUGCCUGAACCGAUCAGCCCCUUCUGGUAUAAACUAAUCAUAUGUACUGGGGCCCUUGAACAAACCGGUGUAAUAUAUGCAAUAGUUAAGACCUUUACUCCAAUCUGUUCCACAGUCUACCAUGUUCUUUCAGAUGAUGUCCGACUGCAGUGCACCCUCAGCAACCCCCAGCCCCUUGUCUACAUCUCUAGUCCAGUAAUGAAACUGUGCCUCAGUUACUGACUGCCUCAUAUGUGGCCUGUGGGGUUGUUGCGCUUAGCGGUUAGUACUGCCUGACAUGAGGACAGUCCUGAGUGCAGAUAUUUGCUUUGGUUCUUUAUGAAAACAGUUUGCAUGUUCUGUCAGUGUUUGUGUGGGUUCCGCUCAAACUCUAAACACAAGUCGUGUUAUUGGAGAAUCUGAUGCCCCAUUUACACAUAGCCACCUAAUGCGUCUUGGACAGAGAAUUAUCUCAUAUCAAAAAGUAGAAGUAAGUAUAAGCCAAGUGUAAAUGCAACCAAGAAGCAUUAAAGCUGUAUUGAAGUCCACCAUUUUAGCCAAAUGUUGAAAAGGUAAAAAAACUCUCAUAGCCACAUAGACCUUUACUCCUCUAAAAAUGUAACUGCAGGGUUUGUCAUUGUUGAAUGAUCUUAAUUGUUCAAGUUAAACUCCACUAAUUUCACAAAUCAAAGUUGUUGAGGAGUAUGAGUACAUAUGUGAAAUAAAUUGUAUAAAGUCUUUAGUGUCUCCAGGGUGAGCUGUGUGAAGUCGUUAGCCGUUACUAGCAUAACACACCUGAAUCCCAGACUGAACUGUCAGCUGUCAAGAUGCAUUUUGGGUAUUGUAGGAAAAAGGAAAGGAGAGGAACAUCUCUGGUUCUGCUGCAUUGAUUUUGACACCUUUUUUAAACUGCCCACUAAUGUUAUAAGAGUGCAGUACUAAAUUGAUGUUAAUUUGUAUUUAGACAUCACAGCAAAAGAAAUGGCAUUGACUAAAUGUGGCUGAGGGUAAAUGAGUUCAUCUAGAUGUGCUGCUCAAUAUCCCUAAGACUUACAUGUCCAUAUUAGAUGAUCUAGUACCUCACAAUUUAUGCCCAGGGCCAACAUACAGUGCCCUUUAUGUAGAAAGCCGGAAAGUAGGGUUUCCUUCAAUUAAUGUUCACUGUAACCCCAGUCUUUCCCUAACAUUAACCAGUUUCUUUGGUUGCCUCGCCCUAGCUAACCACACCUUAGCCAUGUUUGCCAUGACGACAAUCUACCCCUACCCGUAAGUAUACCAUAGUUUCCAUGAGAUGAUAUUGUACCAUGAGAAUUGCUUUAAUUCUUGGAAUUGGAUAUAAAUAACAUUGUCACUGACAGCAAUCUGGGGUCUCAGAGAAUCAUCCAAUAUCGACAUUCUUGUCUGGCAAUGGUGCUAAGAUAUAAUACCCUUGAUAUGGCAAGUGUAAAUAGAGAAGUUCUGAGACCAUUUUUUCAUUCCCGUAUUGUUUGGUACCAAGUACCAGUCUGCGUUUUAAAAUAGCAAAAAUACAGGCUUACCAGUAUAUGCAUAAUAUUAAUUAUAAUGAUAUAUUAUAUAUGUAUGGCCUGGCUCAGGUAAACCUGUAAACCUGUAAAUGUCAGAGACCUGCUACCCUGGGGGGGAAAUGAUGACCUGGACACUGCUGGGAAGUAACAGGGUCCCAUUUCAGGACUAAUAAAUGACAAGGUAUCAGAUCAAUGCACAGACACAAACGCGCAACAAUAUCAGAUUUUAGACAGAAGAAUUUCUGAUACUGGAUUUGGAGCAACUCUAAGUGUAAAUGGGGCCUCAGUAACAGAAAAGUAGUUGCCUGUUAGCCCUGAGAGAGACUGGCAACCUGUACAGCACCCUUCUCUGUCAUUCACCCAUGGCAUGUUGGGAUAGGCUCCAGCCCCCAACCCACUUACGCUGAGUAGGACCCAGCGGGUGUAAGAACAGAUAGUGUUCUACACAGGUCGGACAUGUUUGACCACAGCUUAACUUUGACCCAUCAUUAACCAUAAGCAGCCUGUGGGAGUAUUUUUUUAAGCAACAGUUGAAUACACAGGUUCACUUUUUUUAUCAUUUUCAUUUUAACAAUGGGAUGAACAUCUCUAAUGAUAUGUGAUGUCACCUUAAUGGUGCUUUAUUUGCGUGCUGGCUACAGAAAUGAUCACAGUGGGCUAACGGGGCACUACAGAAGCAACAGGAAUACAGGAUUUCCUUGUCAGUAAAUUUAGGUUUGAGUUAGAUUAGAAUCAGAUGUGUCUCUCUCCUGAUAAACUCACUACUGGCAGUCAGAUUAGUAGUACUGCACUCAUCAUUGGCAGUGGUGAGGCCUUAUCCACUCAUCUGUACAACCAAGAGGACAAGGCUGUGAUUAUGUUGCAUCUUCCCUGUCUUUUUUUCUACAAUCUUUUGUACUGUUAUUUAUACUGUAUUGUAUUUAUAAGUAAAGGGAAGUCCUGAAGCUUUCCUUGAAUGUUUUGUUUAUUUGCAGUUUUUUGAUGUUGUGAUAAGAAGCAUCAGAGUUUGCCUUCACUUUUGAAGCCUUUGCGUUUUGAUAUGUAUGUACAUCUUUUCUAAUAUCCAUAAGCUAGCUGGUUUUCUGUUGCUCAGUGCAGGAAAUGUGCUACCGUGGUGUCUGUUUCUGUUUCCAUUCAGCUCACAGUAUAUCUGUUCACCGCUUUCUGUGGUGGCCUCAUCAUCGUUUUAUUAUUGACCCUUCCUAAGUCCUGCCCCUUUUUGCUCCAAUAACCAAGUAACAAUGGUUGAAAGGAGAGCAGGGCAACUGAGCCAUAAAUACUCUGAAAAGUAAUGAAGUCCAUGUAGGUGAUACCAGAUAUAACCGUAGCAAGAAAUCUUUUAGCUGCCCACAGUGUGGUAGCAGAUGUGGCUUGAAAAUAAUUCUGAAAUACACAAGAGUUCAUACCAGAUAGAACUCUCAAGCCUCGCUCGGCCUCGCUCAGAACGUCAGUCGGCUUUCUUCCUGUACUUGUCUAUGUUGAAAGGACAACCAAAUUAUGAAGAUGGUUAAAAGAUAAGUGAGAUAGCCCACAUCUUAGGUUAGCUAAUGUCAGCAAAACGUUAACUAUUUAUGUAAAUUAGCUAGCUAGUUACCCAGCGUUUUGCAUACAUUAGCUUUCAGAUGUAACUAGCUAGCGACUCGUAGAUUAGUGAGCUAGUUUUUUUCUCUGUAGCAAAACGUUAGCUAACCAGCUAGCUAAUGAUUUAUGUAGAAUAGAUGGCUAGUUACAUUUGCUAGAAAGCAUUUUACUAACAUUAGCUAAUGUAAGAUGCAUAGCAUAUUUUAAGUACAGGAAUGGAGAAAGUUGUCUGAGGUUCUGACCGAGGCUUGCUCAACUGUUAUUGGAGCACAGAGCAAAAGGGGGUGGGACCUCAGAUGGGUCAAUUGAGGUUUUGAAAAGUUUUGUUUUUAUUUUAUUUUUUUCAUGUCACAGAUGUCACACUAUUUCAUACAUUUCAGAGCCGUAUGUGUCCUGCAAGUAAUCCGUGCUUUGGGAAACAAAUGGCAUGCAUAAAAAUGAUGUAUGUGAUUUGUUGAAAAUGUGAAGACAGUGUAAGGAAGUCUUGUUUUAUUGGGCUGAUACAUUGUAGAUGUUAAACACUGAUAUUUAUUCUGGAAAAAGAAUGGUCUGAAUAUUCCCAUAACACUGAUAUGUAAGUGCAUUGAUAGCAGCUAUUAUAGAAAUAUUUCCAUAAGGUUUUGGAGAAAUAAAAUCAUGGGAUGUUCUGCAGAAGGGUAUGGUGGUGGCAAAUUGUAGCAGCUGUUUUGUAUUUGUGUCUUUUCAAGCUUUUUGUUUAUUUUCAUUUAAAAAAGGGAAUUUAGCAGAGGGUGUGAAUGACUGGGUGGAGCUUUGCUGGGAGGUGACACUGAAGCAUGCAUAUUUUUUGUUUUGUUCCUAGUUUUUUGUGUGUAGAUUAUUAUACACAUAAUGUUGAGAGGUACAGUUCCGAUUUGUCUGAGAACGGGUUGCUAAAUACUCAGGCUGUGCUACCGCUCCACCACACAAUACAAAUGUUUAUGAAUCUCAA